Octodon degus (degu) is the source of this 1485-nucleotide messenger RNA. It is a transcript of the gene Zbtb8b, whose product is annotated as zinc finger and BTB domain containing 8B. Gene Ontology annotation, molecular function: DNA-binding transcription factor activity, RNA polymerase II-specific; RNA polymerase II cis-regulatory region sequence-specific DNA binding; protein binding. The record is from RefSeq and is a predicted model, not a curated record. The transcript is spliced from 3 exons. Lineage: Eukaryota; Metazoa; Chordata; Mammalia; Rodentia; Octodontidae. The coding region runs from base 1 to 1485 and encodes 494 amino acids. Gene Ontology annotation, biological process: regulation of transcription by RNA polymerase II.
AUGGAGAUGCAGACAUACUGCGCCAAGCUCCUGGAGGAGCUGAACGAACAGAGGAAGAGGGACUUCUUCUGCGACUGCAGCAUCAUUGUGGAAGGGCGCAUCUUCAAAGCCCACAGGAACAUUUUAUUUGCUAACAGCGGCUACUUCCGGGCCCUGCUCAUUCACUACAUCCAGGACAGCGGGCGACAUAGCACCGCCUCGUUGGACAUUGUCACCUCUGAUGCCUUCUCUACUAUUUUGGAUUUCCUUUAUUCUGGGAAGUUGGAUUUGUGUGGGGAGAACGUAAUUGAAGUUAUGUCAGCUGCCAGCUACCUGCAGAUGAAUGAUGUGGUGAAUUUCUGCAAGACCUAUAUCAGGUCUUCCCUUGAUAUUUGCCGCAAGAUGGAGAAGGAGGCUGCUAUGGCUGCAGCGGUGGCAGCAGCUGCGGCAGCGGCGGCAGCAGCGGCAGUUGCAGCCCAUGAGGUUGACAGUGGAAGCCCCAGUUCAGGCAAGGAGGGGACUUCCCGCAGUACCAAGAGCUCAGUCGCCUCCCCAGCUGAGGGAAAAGAGAGUGUGGACUACACAAAAGAGUCCCCUUAUGAUGACUGUGGAGACUGUCACCCCUUGGAACUGGUGGUAAAAGACAGCCACAGCCGUAGCUCCUCUGGCAGUGACCUCUCUACUCGGCCCAAACGGGUAGAGCCCAAGGUGGAAUUGGAUGCUGGGGAGGCGGAGGCCCAGGUUGGGGAGCAGCUGCAGCCCUGCGCAGCCCCGCUGAGCCUGGCCCACAUGGAGGAGGGCCCGCCUGGCGGCCAGGCUGUGGACUUGACUUACAGCAACUACCAUGUGAAGCAGUUCCUGGAGGCGCUCUUGCGCAGCAGUGCUGUCCAGAGCAGAGAUGACCGAGAUCACCACUUCUCUGGAGGUUUGGAGGGAAGACCGGAAGGUGCAGGGAUGGCCAUGGGUUCCAUGGUGGAUGUCCAGACUGACUGGUAUGGAGAGGACUCAGGUGAUGUGCUGGUGGUCCCCAUCAAGCUCCACAAGUGUCCUUUCUGCCCAUACACUGCCAAACAGAAGGGCAUCCUCAAGCGCCACAUCCGCUCCCACACGGGCGAGAGGCCCUACCCCUGCGAGACCUGCGGCAAGAGGUUCACCCGCCAGGAGCACCUGCGGAGCCAUGCCCUGAGUGUCCACAGAUCCAAUCGUCCAAUCAUCUGCAAGGGCUGCAGAAGAACCUUCACGAGCCACCUGUCACAGGGGCUGCGGCGCUUUGGGCUCUGUGAGAGCUGCACUUGUGUUACAGACAUCCAAGAGGACGAAGAUGAUUUGAUGCCCAUUAACCUUAGCCUGGUGGAGGCUUCGUCCGAAAGCCAGGAGAAGAGUGACACAGACAAUGACUGGCCAAUCUACGUGGAAUCUGGUGAGGAGAACGAUCCUGCUGGAGAGGGUUCAGAGGACAGGCCACGAGUUCGGCGCAACCUAGCAGACCGCGAGACGCUUACAUAG